Messenger RNA from Megalobrama amblycephala (Wuchang bream), 2745 nucleotides. RefSeq names its product synovial sarcoma, X breakpoint 2 interacting protein a (gene ssx2ipa). The coding region runs from base 250 to 2019 and encodes 589 amino acids. The record is from RefSeq and is a predicted model, not a curated record. Lineage: Eukaryota; Metazoa; Chordata; Actinopteri; Cypriniformes; Xenocyprididae. The transcript is spliced from 14 exons.
UUUAUUCAGAAGAACGGAGGUGCGCUUCAAAUCACCCAAACACCUCGUUCGCUUCAGAGCAGGUGGAUGAGCCUCUCACUGCAGUCUCUCUCUCUAACACUGAUCAGUGUGAUUCAUCUAGUCAGUGUGACAAGAGCUUAUGGUGAUCAGACUGUGUGGAUCCGCGGAGCUGCUGCUGAUGAGUGAUGGCCGAGUGCUAGCCUGCGCCGCUUCCUGGCCUGCGUCUCUCUUGGAAGAGCAGGACAACCAAUGAAUGUUGACAUGGGAGAUUGGUGGACUCCAACGAUGAUGCCAGAUCCGUCUCUCGACACCAAAGAGCUUUCCAGUAUUUCUGGGAUCAGCAUGUCUCCCUCCAGGCGAAACUCUCAUCAUUCACUGCACUCCACCAUGGCUCUGCCCAAAACCUCCUACAGCGUGUUAAGUGCGUUCUGCACUGAGGAGAACAUAUCGCAGUGCAUCGCAUAUAUCAGUCAGGAGGUGUGUUCGCUGGGCUUGACUGGAGUGAGUUUGGAGUGUAAAUCGGGCGGUCUGAGUGCCGUGCCGGUUCUGAACCUGCUGUAUGAAGUGCUGCAGCUGCAGAGGAGAGCUCAGCGUGCCCUACAUGAGCUGGAGAGCCAGCAGCUGAAGAACGGCAGUGACCUCGAGCACCUGCAGCACAGCAACUGUAGACUCAAAGAUCAGCUGGAGCACACGAGGAGAGAGAACUCAGGUCUGCAUGAGGGUGAGCGACAGCUACAGUUGAAGAUCAAAACCUUACAGAACUGCCUCAAGUCUGAGAAAGAGGAAGUGCAGAAACUGCAGAGCAUCAUCUCCAGUCGUGCCACACAGUACAACCAUGACACCAAGCGUAAAGAGAGAGAGUGCUCCAAACUGAAGGAGCGGCUCAACCAGCUGCUCGUGGACAAGAGAGACAAGAAACUCGCCAUUGAAGUGUCAAACUAUGUGGGAAGGUCAGAUGGCAAGAGAAGCCUUUGGAAGACGGGCAAGAUGGAGGCCAGGCACGAGGGUGAGAUGUACAGGGCUCUGCUGAGUGACUAUGAGACGCGGCAGAGAUCUCUGAUGCUGGAGAACUCAGAGCUUAAAAAAGUCCUUCAGCACAUGAAGAAGGACAUGAUCGCCAUUCUGAGUCCAAAGAAACUCUGUGUCAAAACGGAGCCAGCAGAUGACAGCCUAGAGCAGGCUGGCUCUGAGGGCGAGGAGGAGACGGCUGACUCCAGUCGAGAGACUCUAGAGCAGUCAUGUGAGCAGGCGCGAGAGCAGCUGACCAACAGCAUCCGCCUGCAGUGGAGGAAGCUCAAGAGCCACAUGGAGAGACUCGACAGCCAAGUGUCUCUGGUGGCGUGUCAGGAGCGUGAGGCAGAGGAGCUGAUGUCCAGGAAGGAACAUGAGGAGGAGAUGCAGCGGAUAAGACUGGAGUUGCAGCAGUGUAAAGAGUUCAUCCACAUGCAGCAGCAGCUUCUACAGCAGCAGCUCAGUGCACCAUGUGACGAUGAGACAGCAGCUCUGUUGAAUGACUGCUACACGCUGGAGGAGAAAGAGCGACUGAAAGAGGAAUGGAGACUCUUCAAUGAGCAGAAAAGAAACUUUGAGCGAGAAAGGAAGAAUUUCACUGAAGCUGCUAUUCGCUUGGGACAUGAGAGGAAAACGUUUGAGGAGGAUCGAGCUGCAUGGCUGAAGACCCAGUUUUUGAACAUGACUCCAUUUGUAGACCGCAAAAGACCUGCAUUGCCUGAACCUCACAGUGCUUUAUCAAUCAGUACUGAACCCGAGGCCAAACUGCAGUCCACUCCACCCCUCCUGACCAAGUCCCUGUCCUACACAGUGUUCUCCACCCCUAAAGCUGCUCCGGUGAAGAUGCCCUCCACAGCUGACCUCUACCGCACGCUUCAGCUCAUUCCAGAGAGCAGAGGCCAUGGGAAAUGUCAGAGUGGUGAGAUGUUGCCCAAGUCACGUCUGCGCAGUUGCUCUACAGACUGCAGCGUCAUCUCGUUGGUCAGAGAUGAGAACAGCCCCAUCUGACGGUACGUCAGUAUUACACUGAUCAAACUCUUCUCGCACUACUGAAGACACACUCCGCUGUUACGGGAGUCUUCCUUUCAUCCCCAUCACUGGAUGACCAACCACCUGCUCCUUAUCUGCUGUGUUGUCCCUGAAGGGAUUUAGGGUUGAAUAAAACAGAUGGUGUGCUUAGCUGGAUCAAAUUGAUCUCAGAGACAAUCAUUUGCUCAGUUGUUUGUUUACCACUUCUAAAUCACAUGAUGAUAAAUAUGUAAAGUGGCCAAUGUGUUUUUUUGUAUAGUAGUAAUAAGAGUAAUUUAAAAAUGCAGCGGUCAGAUUGUGUGAUGUUUGUGCGGGAUGUAAAUGUGACAUUAAUUCAUAAAGCACUUUUAAGAGGAGCAAUGUUUAAUGUAGCUUUUAAAUAUUACUAUAAAUUGAUAUUUUCAUUUGCCGUUAUAUUGUUGCAAAAAACACUCAUCUUGGGCUAGAUUUCACAUUUAGAACUGCUCAAAGUUUUGUACUUUUAUCAUAAUUGAUUGAUGUUAAGUACUAUGCAUUAAUUGCAUCUCUCAAUGCAAAACAUGGAAUGGGUUGUUUUCAUUCACUUUUUUUCGUCACUUGAAUGUUGAAUAUUUAUAUUGAAAAAUCAAGAAUGUCUUUGGUAGAACUUUUUGAAUCCAUGUUUACACAUUUGAAGACCGAUUUCUUUAAUUCAAUGCAAUAAAGUUUGAAAGAUUUGAAAAAGAA